This is a messenger RNA of Fulvia fulva, 606 nucleotides long. RefSeq lists its product as uncharacterized. Lineage: Eukaryota; Fungi; Ascomycota; Dothideomycetes; Mycosphaerellales; Mycosphaerellaceae. The record is from RefSeq and is a predicted model, not a curated record. The transcript has a single exon. Bases 1 to 606 code for a protein of 201 amino acids.
AUGCAUUCCACAUCACUGUUGCUUGUGGCAUCAACAUUGCUCUCCUCGCUAUGUACCGCCUCUCCCACAGCAUUCGACACCCAAGCGGAUAGCAAGACCAUCAUGCAGUACCACGAAAUCGACCUCGAUGCGUACGAGAAGACUGGCAUGACCAACUCCACCCUCCACGAGAGGAAGCAAGUCGAAAUCUGCGGAGUCAAGUUCCAGGUCACGGGGACCGGCUGUUUGACGGUCGCUAGUAUUGGCUCUUCAAUGGCCCUGGGUAUUGCCAAUCUUGUUUACACCAAGUCCCAAUCGAGGACUUGCACGCCGCAAGAGUUUGAUAAUGUCAACUAUCAAUACGCUGUGCGUGCCAAGGGUAAUUGCUACACCACUGCUCAGCGGGAGACUAUCGAGGGUGCAAUCGAUCACUACAUCGAUGAGAAUUUCGAUACCCGUAUGUGUGGCGUGCAGUGCAUGAAGCUUACACAUGGAGGGAAUUGGCAAGGAUAUGUUGUGUUUGGAAAGCCUGACUACGAUUGGAGGUAUUACCUUGACAUGUGUGCGUCAGUCAGUAAGCUAGGUCAUUGCGAGAGUGGUGGAAAGAAGUACGUUGGGGAUAUCUAG